UUUUAACAAGAAAUUAUUAAAAAGACUUCAAGGCUCUUGUCCCUAGUAAGAUUAGUAAGGAAUUCUAUUUAUCAGUCAAUUAUUAAGAGAGAAAUCAUGCUUCUUAAGUCAAUUUCCAUAGCACAGCUAGGAUGAAAAUUGUGAAAGCAAUGGUAAGUCAUAAGACAUUUCCUCCACUAGAGUUCAUUAAUUCAUUUAGUUUUCCCAUAGUGUGGUUCAUCAUAGUAUCACUCUUGCCAAAGCCGUCUUCAAGAUCAUUCAUUAAGCUCUCCUCAUCCUUCAAAGUUGACGUUAUACUCUUUGAUAGCUUCUUGAUAGAGGAAAUAUUAUGUGCUAGAACUCCUAUCUGGGCAUUGUUAUCCUUCUGCAUUUGCUUCUCAACCAAGGUGUCACCCUCUGAUGAGGAUGGACUUGGUCUUCUGACAGCACUGCCUCUGGCUUUCUUAAUCAUUUUUGACAGGUGUUAGUACUUAUUA
Molecule: messenger RNA, 476 nt
Organism: Moneuplotes crassus
Lineage: Eukaryota; Ciliophora; Spirotrichea; Euplotida; Euplotidae
Source: the annotation of a GenBank genome assembly